UUGUCUUUCAAUAUUUUUUUUUUGUCUUUGUUAUCGGAAUGAUUAGGUAUUUUAGACUAAAAUGAAUUAGAUUAUUUUUAUUGAGAAAUGAAUUGAGGGUGAUAAAUUGGAAGAGGUGUAGAAGAGAGAGAGUAGUAUUUAUUAGGAAGAGGGGAGAAGAAAAGGGUGAGAAAGUAAGGUUAAGAGAUUAGUAGGAUGGGGAAUGAGUUGGAAGAAGCAGUAGUGGUAGCAGAAGAGGAGGAGGAGAGGGACGAUGUGGUGGUUGGUGCGGUUGACUACAGAGGUGGAUGCGCCAUAAGAUCCAAAUCUGGGUCAUGGAGAUCCGCUUGGUUUAUCAUAGGCGUGGAAGUGGCGGAGAGGAUUGCGUAUUACGGGAUUCAGGGGAACAUGAUAUCGUAUCUCACGGGGCCUCUUCAUCAGAGCACCGCCGCCGCCGCAGAGAACGUCAACGUUUGGUCGGGAACUGCUUCCUUGCUUCCUCUCGCCGGGGCUUUCCUUGCAGAUUCUCGUCUCGGCCGCUACCGGACCAUCUUACUCGCUUCCCUCGUCUACAUUCUGGGUCUUGGACUGUUAACACUAUCAGCUUUGCUUCCUUCUCUCUCCAACUCUGAGUGUCAAGUCGACAAUGAAUUGAAAUCAUGCUCUCCUCGCUGGCAAAUAAUUUUGUUUUUCAUCUCUCUUUAUUUGAUCGCCAUUGGGCAAGGUGGACAUAAGCCCUGUGUGCAGGCUUUUGGAGCAGAUCAAUUUGAUGAACAACAUCCAAAGGAGCACAAAGAUAGAAGCACGUUCUUUAAUUGGUGGUAUUUCACUAUGUGUGCUGGAUGCUUGGCAACUCUUUCGAUCUUGAACUAUAUUCAGGACAACCUUAGUUGGGUUCUUGGAUUUGGAAUUCCUUGCGCUGUCAUGAUUGUUGCAUUAAUUGUUUUCUUGUUAGGAACAAUGACAUACAGGUUUACCAUUCAGCAGCGAGACAAAAGGCCCUUUCGCAGAAUUGGCCGUGUAUUUGUCGCUGCUAUAAGAAAUCGGCGAACCACCCAUUCAACCACAGCUAUCAAAGCAGAACGUGAUGGAAUGCUUCCUCAUCAAAGUUCUGAACAGUUCGAGUUCCUUAACAAAGCGUUAUUAGAGUUAAAGGAUGAGGAUUCCAUAGAAGAGGAGAGUUGUAGCCCAAGUGAAGUGGAAGAAGCUAAAGCAGUACUAAGGUUGGUUCCCAUUUGGUCUACAACGCUGAUUUAUGCUGUGGUCUUUGCUCAAGUUCCAACGUUCUUUACUAAGCAAGGGGUUACUUUGGAGAGAACACUAUUACCCGGUUUUGAUAUACCCCCUGCAUCUCUUCAAACACUUACGACUGCGGCCAUCGUUCUCUUCAGUCCCAUCUAUGACCGCUUAUUUGUGCCAGCGGCGAGAGCUAUCACUGGCAAACCCUCAGGCAUAACAAUGCUGCAAAGAAUUGGGACUGGCAUUUUUUUAUCAGUGAUCACUGUAGUAUUUGCAGCCCUUGUUGAGACCAAGAGAUUGAAAACGGCUCAGGAGUCUGGUGUUGUUGAUGAACCUAAUGCAACUGUUCCGAUGAGUAUAUGGUGGUUAAUUCCCCAAUAUAUGUUCUUCGGAAUCUCUGAAGUUUUUACCAUGGUUGGUCUGCAGGAGUUUUUCUAUGACCAGGUCCCAAAUGAACUAAGAAGCAUGGGUCUUGCUUUGUACUUGAGCAUAUUUGGUGUUGGGAGCUUUAUAAGCGGCUUUCUGAUUUCUGUGAUAGAGAAAGUGACAGGUAAAGACGGAGAAGACAGUUGGUUUGCUAAUAAUCUGAACAAGGCGCAUCUUAAUUACUUUUACUGGCUACUUGCUGCUCUCAGUGUCAUGGGAUUGGCCCUCUUCACCUGCUUUGCUAAAUCUUAUAUUUACAAUAACAAAGGUAUCAGGCGACAAUAGUCAACUCUUCUAUCAUGUUCAUGGAGUGAAAAAAAAAAAACUAUAUGGGGUGAAAAUUAUAUCUUGAUUGUACAUAUAAACCCUCUAAUUGAUUGUACCUGUUGCUGUAUUUGGACUCCUAAAUUGGAGAAUCAACUUCAAAAUAUACAGGAUUGAUUUAAAAAAAAUAUACAUCAUUUUCACUGUUACAAAA
This is a messenger RNA of Vigna angularis (adzuki bean), 2122 nucleotides long. RefSeq names its product protein NRT1/ PTR FAMILY 5.10. Lineage: Eukaryota; Viridiplantae; Streptophyta; Magnoliopsida; Fabales; Fabaceae. Gene Ontology annotation, biological process: transmembrane transport; dipeptide transport. Gene Ontology annotation, molecular function: dipeptide transmembrane transporter activity; tripeptide transmembrane transporter activity. The record is from RefSeq and is a predicted model, not a curated record. The coding region runs from base 196 to 1929 and encodes 577 amino acids. Gene Ontology annotation, cellular component: membrane. The transcript is spliced from 4 exons.